UCGUCACCUUGGGCUCCAUCAGCGCCAUCUUUUCACGGUCAGCCGUGAUUCGUGUUGAAAAUUUAUUCGAGUAAACAUGGCUUCUGCUACACGAAGAAUUGUUUGUAGUUUUAAGCAGCAGAAAUUAUUCUAUUUGAAAUCUCGAUUGCAAUACCAUGCUGUUGCACUGCCUCUCGAUCACGCUAGACCUUGCGGUUAUGUUGAACAAAUUCAUCCAUUAGCUACUAGAUUUUUCCAUGCUUCCAAAGCAUUUUACGGCGAAAAGGUACCUUUCAAACUUUCCGACAUAGGAGAAGGAAUCACCGAAGUUACGGUUAAAGAAUGGUAUGUAAAAGAAGGUGAUAAAGUUGCCCAGUUUGAUCCUAUCUGUGAGGUCCAGAGUGACAAAGCCUCUGUAACCAUUACCAGCCGCUAUGAUGGCUUAAUCAGUAAAUUACAUUAUGCAGUAGAUGAAAUGGCCAAGGUUGGCACACCAUUGGUGGAUAUUGAAGUUAGUGGUUCCGUUUCAGAAGCACCGGUUGAAGAAUUGCAAGAGAAAGAUGCCAUACCACUGGGAGAAAGAGAAGAGAGCCUGGAACUCCCAGCAGAGAACCAAUCAAAAGUUUUGACAACACCAGCUGUCAGGAAGAUGGCUAGUGAUAACAAGAUCAAUCUAAGAGAUGUACAAGGAACUGGUAGAGAUGGUCGUAUUUUAAAGGAAGAUAUGCUUCGCCACAUAGAAUCUCUGAGUAGCUCUAAGAGUGCUCCAAAAACUUCACAAGUACCACAGCAACAAGCUAAAGCUGUAGAACGAGGAACAAUCUCCCAACAGCAGUCACCUUCACCAAAAACACCGCAGAUAAUGAGGCCAAGCGCCCCUGUUGGGGUGGACCGAACUGAACCAAUUAAAGGAUUUAAAAAGGCAAUGGCAAAAUCCAUGACUGCUUCACUGCGAAUCCCCCAUUUCGGCUAUUGUGAUGAAAUCGACAUGACGUCGAUGGCUGCAUUAAGACAUUCUUUAAAAGAGAGUCCCAUGGUUAAGGAGCGUGGCAUCAAAUUGUCUUUUAUGCCAUUUUUCAUCAAAGCUGCUUCUAUGGCUUUGCAUCAUUUCCCAGUUCUCAAUUCUUCAGUUGAUGAAGCCUGUGAAAACAUUACUUACAAAGCCUCUCAUAAUAUCGGAUUUGCCAUGGACACCAGUCUUGGAUUGAUCGUGCCAAAUGUUAAAAAUGUCCAGUCAUUAUCUGUUAUGGAUGUUGCCAUUGAACUAGCCAGGCUCCAGGAAUUAGGAAAUAAAGGCAGUUUAGGCGCUACCGAUUUAACCGGUGGUACCUUUACCUUAUCCAACAUCGGAUCGAUCGGUGGAACUUACGCGAAGCCAGUGAUUAUGUCACCUGAGGUUGCCAUCGGAGCAAUUGGCCGUGUCCAGGUACUUCCGCGUUUUAAUAGCAAAGGCGAAGUAGUGAGAGCAUCCAUCAUGCAAGUUAGUUGGUCAGCAGAUCAUCGCGUGAUUGAUGGAGCCUCAAUGGCCCGAUUUUCGAAUUUGUGGAAAGCCUACCUAGAAAAUCCCAGCACCAUGAUCUUGGAUUUGAAGUGAACCAGACCCAGAUAAUAAUACUAUGCCUAAUAAUCUGUCUCCUCCCAGUUAAAAGGCGUGUAUCUAAUAAAGAGGAUCUAUAGUGUAACGGUCGCAAAAAUGAAAAUCUCAACAGCCUGAGACACCAGUCAUCAAUGUACGAAAUAAAGGUAAAUCUCGAUAUAA
Messenger RNA from Daphnia carinata, 1738 nucleotides. It is a transcript of the gene Dbct, whose product is annotated as lipoamide acyltransferase component of branched-chain alpha-keto acid dehydrogenase complex, mitochondrial-like. The transcript has 9 exons. The coding region runs from base 77 to 1573 and encodes 498 amino acids. Gene Ontology annotation, cellular component: mitochondrion; cytoplasm. Gene Ontology annotation, molecular function: lipoic acid binding; acetyltransferase activity. The record is from RefSeq and is a predicted model, not a curated record. NCBI's taxonomy places the organism in Eukaryota, Metazoa, Arthropoda, Branchiopoda, Diplostraca, Daphniidae.